Molecule: messenger RNA, 2312 nt
Organism: Indicator indicator
Lineage: Eukaryota; Metazoa; Chordata; Aves; Piciformes; Indicatoridae
Gene: PNN
Product: pinin, desmosome associated protein
Exons: 9
Coding region: 12-2081 (689 amino acids)
Cellular component (GO): catalytic step 2 spliceosome
Source: RefSeq, a predicted model, not a curated record
UUACGGGCGGGAUGGCGGUGGCCGUGCGUGCGCUGCAAGAGCAGCUGGAGAAGGCCAAGGAGAGCCUCAAGCACGUGGACGAGAACAUCCGCAAGCUCACGGGACGGGACCCCAAUGAUGUGAGGCCCCCUCAAAACAGACUGUUAUCCAUCACAGGCCCUGGUGGAGGUAGAGGACGUGGGAGCUUAUUACUAAGGCGUGGAUUCUCGGAUAGUGGAGGAGGACCCCCAGCCAAGCAGAGAGAUCUUGAAGGGGCAACCAGUAGGCUGGGUGGAGAACGUCGGACAAGAAGAGAAUCACGCCAAGAAAGCGACGCAGAGGAUGAUGAUAUUAAAAAGCCAGCAUUGCCAUCUUCUGUUGUUGCUACCUCCAAAGAACGAACACGUCGAGACCUUAUACAAGAUCAAAAUAUGGAUGAGAAAGGAAAGCAAAGGAAUCGACGUAUAUUUGGCUUGUUGAUGGGCACUCUUCAAAAAUUUAAACAGGAGUCCACAGUUGCCACCGAGAGGCAAAAGAGACGACAAGAAAUUGAACAAAAGCUUGAAGUGCAGGCAGAGGAGGAAAGAAAGCAAGUUGAAAACGAAAGGCGAGAACUGUUUGAAGAAAGACGUGCUAAACAGACAGAGCUGCGGUUGCUGGAGCAGAAGGUUGAGCUUGCUCAGUUGCAAGAAGAAUGGAAUGAACACAACGCUAAAAUAAUUAAAUACAUAAGAACUAAGACAAAACCCCACUUAUUCUACAUACCUGGCAGAAUGUGUCCUGCUACACAGAAGCUGAUGGAAGACUCGCAGAGAAAGAUGAAUGCACUCUUCGAAAGCAGGCGAAAUGAAUUUGCAGAGCAGAUUAACAAAAUGGAGGCCAGGCCCAGAAGACAAUCUGUGAAGGAAAAAGAACAUCAGGAGGUGCAGAAUGAAGAAAAGAAGGAAGAACAGAACAAGGAGCAGGAAGAGGGUAAGGUGGCUCAGCAGGUGGAAGAGUUGGAGACAGGUAAUCAGCACAAUGAUGUAGAAAUGGAGGAGUUAGGGGAGGAAAAGGGAAAAUCAGGUUCAGGGCAUAGCGAUGCAGAGAAAGAACAGGAAGAGGAUGAACAGAAGCAUGAAAUUGAGAUUAAAGUAGAAGAGACUGCUGAGGUGCGGGAGAAUGACAUGCAACAGGAUGGUCAGCAGGAAGAAGUCAUAGUUCUAAAGGAGGAAAGUGAAAACACUCAGCCAAUGGAUAAUGAGCAGGAUAUGGCUGAAAUGAAUGAGGCAGAUAGUGUAGAACCGGUAGAAAAUGAAAAUGGCAAAGUGGAAGCAGAAACAGAGUGUGAUGCUCAGCCAGAAAAAGUGUGUAAUGCUCCUUCUCCUGAGAAGGAGAAAGGUAUCAAACAAGAAAUUGAAGCUGAACCCGAAGAGAAACAGGAGAUAGCACCUGAAGCUCAGACAGAACCUGUGGCUGAGGGUCUAUCUCAGCCACAGUCUGUGCCAUUGCCACAGUCACCUCAGUUGUCUCAGGAUACAGAGCCCCAGGCAGACAAGGAGGAAAAUGCUGUGGUGUCUGUAAAGGUGGUUGAGGCACAGACAGAGCAGAGUCAGACACUGAGUGUAGAAAUUAAGAAUAAAACUAGGAGUAGAAGCAGGGUUAGGGCAGGGAACAAAGCUGGUAAAAGUCAUAGCCGUAGUAGCAGCAGCAGUAGCAGCAGUAGUACUUCAAGCAGUACUACUAGUGGAAGUAGUUCCAGCACUGGCAGCAGCACUACGCGGAGUAGUUCCACCAGCAGCAGCACUACAAGUGGCAGUACUAGCAGGGACAGUAGCAGCAGUAGCUCUAGCAGUAGCGAAAGUAGAAGUCGAAGCCGAGGAAGAGGGCAUAACCGAGACAGAAAGCGCAGAAGGAGCACGGACAGGAAGCGAAGGGAUGCUUCAGGAGUAGAUAGAAGUCACAAGUCCUCAAAAGGUGGCAGUAGAGAUACCAAAAGCUCAAAGGAUAAAAGUUCAAGAUCUGACAGAAAGAGGUCUAUAUCAGAAAAUAGUCGGUCAGGCAAGAGAACUUCACGGAGUGAAAGAGACCGUAAAUCAGACAGGAAAGACAAAAGGCGUUAACAGAAGAGACCAAGCUUCCUUAGCCUAAUCUUUGCAGCGGAAGAUUAUUUGAGUGAAAGGAUUCCUUGUAAGGAGGAAGAGAAGGCUGCCUUAAGAAUUGCAUGCUGUAAAAAAUCUUUUGGAAAAAUGCAGACUGUUUACCAGGCAUUCUUGUACUUUUUACAUAAUUUUGUAAAAGGUUGCUUACCAAAAUUAUGUGAAGUUCCUGAAAAUGUAAAAAUAAAAGAUUAA